Drosophila busckii is the source of this 1783-nucleotide messenger RNA. It is a transcript of the gene MFS15, whose product is annotated as putative inorganic phosphate cotransporter. The transcript has 3 exons. NCBI's taxonomy places the organism in Eukaryota, Metazoa, Arthropoda, Insecta, Diptera, Drosophilidae. The record is from RefSeq and is a predicted model, not a curated record. Gene Ontology annotation, molecular function: transmembrane transporter activity. Gene Ontology annotation, cellular component: plasma membrane. Gene Ontology annotation, biological process: monoatomic anion transport; transmembrane transport. The coding region runs from base 178 to 1662 and encodes 494 amino acids.
ACGAAAAAGAAAAAUGCAACGUCCGCAGCGCAAUUAGUUUAUAUUGUUGUUGUAUUUACUGGUUGCUGGUGUGCAAGUCGAACACAAACAUGCUUAGACGCUUGCAGCGCAGUCAACUAGCGGCAGUACUUUACAAUAAUUGAUUUGAGAAUUGAGAUUUAAUAACAACCAAAAAAGAUGCUUGGCUGCAUGGAGGGCUGUUGCCGUAUCGGCUAUGACAACAUUUCGAACACAGGUCCGCGUUUUGGCGUGCGUCAUCUGCAAUGCGUUUUAGUUUUCCUUGGCUUGGCCGUGGCCUACUCGCUGCGCGUCAAUUUAUCAGUUGCCAUUGUGGCCAUGACAGAUAAGAAUGCGACUAAUCCGGAUUUUCCCGAGUUCGACUGGGAUCAGACCGUUAAAUCCUAUCUUCUGAGCAGUUUCUUCUGGGGUUACGUGGUCACGCAAGUGCCUGGCGGUUAUUUGUCAGCGCUCAUUGGUGCCAAGUAUAUAUUAUUCUUCAGCGUGCUCAUCUGCUCCUGCCUGGCGUUGCUGACGCCCUACUUUGCUCUGACUGGCGGCUGGCAAUGGGUGGUGGCGCUGCGUUGCAUACAAGGACUUUGCCAAGGAGUCAUCUUUCCCUCGACGCACACGUUUAUAUCGAAGUGGUCGCCAGCAGAGGAGCGUGGACAGCUUGUGGGCUACUGCUAUUCUGGAUCGCAAUUCGGCACAGUCAUAAUGCUCUCUGUAAGCGGCUAUAUAGCCUCUUCCUCGCUCGGCUGGCCCAGCAUUUUCUAUAUAUCUGGCAUUGUCGGCAUUUUGUGGUCACUGGCGUGGGUGUACUUCAGCGAGAGCACACCCGCCGAGCAUGCUGGCAUUACUGUCAGCGAACGUCGCUAUAUAGAAACUUCUGCACAGCAGCGUCGUCCCUCAGAUGCGGGUCGCGAGGAGCCACGCCCACGCUUACGUACACCAUGGCUUCGCAUUUUGAGUUCGCCACCAUUCUUGGCUUUGGUUCUGGCGCACUGCGCCAACAAUCUCGGUUUCUGGACGCUGCUCACGGAGAUUCCAACGUUCAUGAAGAGCGUGCUUGGUAUGGACAUCAAGCACAAUGGACCACUAUCGGCGCUGCCCUACUUGACGAUGGUGCUGCUUACCUGCUUCUUCAUCUGGCUGUCUGAGCAGCUCAAGCGUAGACAGAACCCCAUUUCGUUAAACUUCUCGCGUAAAUUCUUCAACUCUUUGGGCAUGUGGCUACCUAUGCUCGCAUUGCUAGGACUGGGCUUCAUAACCGCCAGAGAUGGAGACUUCAAGCUGGCUAUUGCGCUGCUUACUCUAGCUGUAGGCACAAAUGCGGCGAGCUAUUUAGGCUUCCAUGUGAAUCACAUUGAUCUCUCGCCAAAUUUUGCUGGCACCUUGAUGGGCAUAACCAACUGUGCGGCAAAUGUUAUGAGCAUAUUGGCGCCUCUGAUUGUUGGUGUCAUUGUCACCGAUGAAACAAAUCCCGCACAAUGGCGCUUGGUCUUCUAUUUAACUGCCUUCGUCUAUUUCUUGGGCAACCUCAUUUUCAUUGUAUUUGGACGCAUAAAUGUUCAGCCUUGGAACAAUUCCAGCUCAAGACAGGCACGCUCUUCGGCAUCCUCAGAGCCUUUGGAAGCAGAACGAGCGCCGCUUAUAAAUUCCUAAAAAAAAAAAAACAGUUACUCGAAUUUCAUGCAGUUCUUCUGCAGAACAUAAGUGAUAUACCUAACUAUGUGGUAUUUUAUGGAGUUGAUCGUCGCUAUAUAUACAUAAAUAGAAAAGUAUU